GUAGGAAGAAAAUUUGCGCUUUUUUGCUUACCACGACACUUCACAAUUUCCCCCCUAUAAAACAAGUCCCAAACCACUACAUUUUCCUAGGCGUAGUGAAGCAAAAAACGGAUAACCAAAGUUGUGAGAUGGCAGGAGUGAAGUUGCUUGGUGUAUGGUAUAGCCCUUAUAGUCACAGAGUUGAGUGGGCACUCAAGCUUAAGGGUGUUGAAUAUGAGCUUGUAGAACAAGAUCUACAAAACAAGAGCCCUCUGCUUCUUGAAUCCAAUCCAAUUCACAAGAAAAUCCCAGUGCUAAUUCACAAUGGCAAGCCUAUUUGUGAGUCAAUGAUAAUUGUUGAAUACAUUGAUGAGACAUUUGAAGGUCCUUCAAUCUUGCCUAAAGACCCUUAUGACCGAGCUAGAGCUCGUUUUUGGGCUAAGUUUUUUGACGAUAAGGGCGACGCAUUGACGAAAAGUUUUUUUGUCCAAGGAGAGGAGCAAGAGAAAGCUAAAGAGCAAGCUUAUGAGAUGUUGAAAGUUCUUGAUAAUGAACUCAAGGACAAGAAGUACUUUGUGGGUGACAAAUUUGGAUUUGCUGAUAUUGCUGCAACUGGUGUGGCACUUUAUCUGGGAGUUCUUGAAGAGGCAACUGGAAUUGUUUUAGCAACUAGAGAAAAAUUUCCAAUUUUUUGUGCUUGGAGAGAUGAAUAUUGCAGCGAAAACAAGGAAUAUUUACCUCCAAGAGAUGGGCUGCUUGCUGCGUUUAAAGCUCUCUUUCAAGCUGCUGCAGCUGCAGCUGCUGCAAAAUAAAUUUAGGACAAAUUAUGAGAGUUCAAUUGAAUCAUGUUCGAACUAUGUCUAUUAGAAAAAUAAAUAACUAGAGCUUGAAUUCUGUGCUUGAAUAAAAUUAUUUGUCAAAUAAA
This is a messenger RNA of Capsicum annuum, 904 nucleotides long. RefSeq names its product probable glutathione S-transferase. Gene Ontology annotation, biological process: glutathione metabolic process. The transcript has 2 exons. Gene Ontology annotation, molecular function: glutathione transferase activity. Gene Ontology annotation, cellular component: cytoplasm. The coding region runs from base 129 to 791 and encodes 220 amino acids. NCBI's taxonomy places the organism in Eukaryota, Viridiplantae, Streptophyta, Magnoliopsida, Solanales, Solanaceae. The record is from RefSeq and is a predicted model, not a curated record.